Hemibagrus wyckioides is the source of this 3800-nucleotide messenger RNA. It is a transcript of the gene cyth2, whose product is annotated as cytohesin 2. Gene Ontology annotation, biological process: regulation of ARF protein signal transduction. The transcript is spliced from 12 exons. Gene Ontology annotation, molecular function: guanyl-nucleotide exchange factor activity. The coding region runs from base 127 to 1377 and encodes 416 amino acids. NCBI's taxonomy places the organism in Eukaryota, Metazoa, Chordata, Actinopteri, Siluriformes, Bagridae. The record is from RefSeq and is a predicted model, not a curated record.
CAUCACACCGACUCCUCCUUUGUCUAGAAUCCUCCCUGGUUUCCUUUUACUCCGCCUUGUUAUUUAUUUAUUUCCUUUUCAUUUAAAGGGGGUAUAUUUUAUAUAUCCGUCAUUUUCAGCAAGUGAAUGACAGUCGGCUCUGAUACAUAUAUGCCUAAGAGCAAAGCCCCGAAAAUGGACGACCUGGACUACAUCCCGGCUGAUCUGAGCCCAGAGGAGCGAGCGGAGCUGGAGGAGAUCCGGCGGAGGAAAGGCGCCCUGCUGCUGGAGAUCCAGCGGCUGCGAGAGGAGCUGCGAGAGGCCAUGAUGGAGGUGGAAGGGCUGGAGAACAGCACAGAGGGCAGCAAAACGCUCCAGAAGAGUCGGCACGUGGCAAUGGGGAGGAAAAAAUUCAACAUGGACCCCAAAAAGGGGAUUGCGUUCCUGGUGGAGAACGAGCUGCUGCGUCACACUCCAGAGGAGAUCGCUCAGUUCCUCUAUAAAGGGGAGGGGCUUAACAAAACGGCCAUUGGAGACUACCUGGGAGAGAGAGACGAGUUCAACAUCCGUGUUCUGCAGGCCUUCGUUGACCUCCAUGAGUUUACGGAUCUCAACCUGGUCCAGGCUCUCAGGCAGUUCCUGUGGAGUUUCCGUUUGCCAGGAGAAGCCCAGAAGAUUGACAGAAUGAUGGAGGCAUUCGCACAGAGAUACUGUCACUGCAACUCCGGAGUGUUUCAGAGCACCGACACCUGUUACGUGCUGUCGUUCGCCAUCAUCAUGCUGAACACCAGCCUCCACAACCCCAACGUGCGAGACAAGCCCACAGUGGAGCGAUUCAUCAGCAUGAACCGGGGAAUCAACGAGGGCGGAGACCUGCCUGAGGAGCUGCUUCGAAACCUGUAUGACAGCAUUAAGAACGAGCCGUUUAAAAUCCCAGAAGACGAUGGGAACGAUCUGACUCACACUUUUUUCAACCCAGAUCGAGAGGGCUGGUUGCUUAAACUGGGAGGACGAGUGAAAACAUGGAAGAGGCGAUGGUUCAUUCUGACCGAUAACUGCCUGUAUUAUUUUGAGUACACUACAGAUAAGGAGCCGAGAGGCAUCAUCCCCCUGGAGAACCUGAGCAUUCGGGAGGUGGAGGAUCCGCGCAAACCCAACUGCUUCGAGCUCUACAUCCCCAAUAACCGAGGGCAGCUCAUUAAGGCAUGUAAGACUGAAGCUGACGGACGAGUGGUGGAGGGCAAUCACAUGGUCUACCGAAUCUCCGCCCCCACGCCGGAGGAGAAGGACGAGUGGAUCCACAGCAUCAAGUCGGCAGUGAGCGUGGACCCUUUCUACGAGAUGCUGGCCGCAAGGAAGAAGCGCAUCUCCUUGAAGAAGAAAGAAGAGCAGGCUUAGGACCGUUCUUCUUCCUCAUUCCCAUCAUCCUUCGUUCAUUCCUCCAUCAUCUACACCUCAUUAUUUAUCCCAUCCUCUAAGGACUGUUUACUGGAGGACGGGGCCGACGUGAGCUUCAGUGUUUCCUUCACUCCUGUGCUUGUGCCCUCCAGCAGAGUGUUCACUACCUUACCCCUCUCAGGCUAGGCCUCCUUUACAAAGGUACUCCGAAGUGUUUAUUAACAGGAAGUGUUAGUCCAGAGCGUCCGUAUACACUACUGUCCCUGUACACUGUUGGGUGAGGAUGGAAGGGUGACCCUAAGAUCAUCCUCGUUGUCAUUGUCGUCGCGUCACACGCGUCCUACUACUGAUCUUACUUGCACAUUACUAUCUGUUGACAUUACUAGUGCUGGACACUACAUUUAGUACACACUAGAGUACACUUUAGUACAGUCCCUACACACUACUACUACUAGUGCUUACUACUGCUGUUCUUCCUGCAGGUCUUCCUAGCUCCUUAAUCAGAUACUGUGAACCGCUCCGUUUACUGAAACACUGAUACACACCUACAAGUCAUUUAUCAUAUGAGUAUGACAUCAUCAUCAUCACCGUGGUCUUACUUUUAUUCCCUUUUUUUUUUAAAGACACACAAAGGGACUAGUGUCUAGGGAUUAAGUCACUCAAGCUUUUUAUUAACACCUGGCUCUCUGAAUGACCUCUGCACCAUACGAUCGUUAGCAUAUUGAGUAUUUAUAAGAGUUAAUAAUAAUCGGGCACUACAUUUUUAGGGUAUGAAGUAAUAGAUCCUAUAUAGUGCGCUAUAUUCCCAGCCGAAAGUGAUUCAGUUCCCUACACUACAUAGCAUGCAAAAAUAAUAGUUCAUGCACCAACAAUAUUCCCAAAAGAGAGUCAUCUGAUAUUCAGCUGACUCAUCCCUGCUUGUUAGCUUCAUCAGACAGAAAGCUCAUUGUUAUUUACGCGGCAUAUCCGCUUCACACGUAAACUCUCUGUAGAUUUAGCCGUGACUCGAGCGUCCCUCGCUCGAGCUGGUCGCUUUUGCUUUGCUCGGGAUCAUGCCUAUAAAAGGCUUUUGUUUUAUUUUCAUCAAAAGCUGUUGCUGCCUAAUAAUCGCCCCACAGGGAUCCAGAAGAAUGCUGAUGGCCUGGCUUCCUGUUAAACAACAGGAAAUCAGCGCUUCUGGGGCGUGACGGUGUUAGCACAGCUCUUUGAAUAGGUCCAUUUAUUCCGUUAUGCGGGAAAAUAAAAGUCUAAAAGUAGCGCUGGGUUACGCCCUGGUGGUAAGAACAAAGGCAUGCCACAUGAAUCUAAAAGCAGAUUUAAAGCCUAGACACUGAACCGGUUAGUUAAUAGAGAGAAAUUUCUUAACAUACCUCUGUGGAGUUGUUUUUCUGUCAAAUAAUCAUAUGGAAAUCCAGAAGCUGAAGUCAUGUGAUAGCCGUACAUCACUACAUCAUUAAACUCUGUGUAUAUACGUUUACACAUCAGUCACGAAAGUGCUAGCACUCUUACCGAAACAACUACCCGUCGUUACAUUAUGAGCUGCAGGGGUGGGGCUGAGAUAAGUUACACACUACAAAUUGCGAAUGCAAAAUUGUUAUGGAACGUAAACUACAAAAAUAUGCAACAAAACAAACAAAACUGUUAUGAAAGAGAACGUUAUGAAACCUAAACUGCAAACGGAACGUAUUAAUGAAACCUAGCAUAAAGUAGCAGUGAAGCAUACUACAAACUACAACUGUAACAGAAAAUUACAGAGUACAAUGAAAUAGUAAUGAAACAUAAACUGCAGACGUAUCAGUGAGAUGUAAACUACAAACAUAACAGUAAUGAAACCUAAACUACAAAUGCUAAGCAGUAAAAAAGAAUUAGACUAUUCACAAAAUAUCAACGUGACAUCAACUACGAAUUUUUUUUUGAAUGAAAUGUAACUUACAAAGAGAAAAUAUCCAUGUAGGGCACUUUCUGUAUCGACGAGCCUUACAUGGAGUGUUACAUUAUGGCUUCUGCGUCCUACGUAGUGCCCUACAUGCCAUUUGGGAUUAGACCCCGUUUUUAUUAUUUUUAUUUUAUUUUAUUUUUUUUUUUUUUACAUGAAUUUGAAUGAAAUGCAUAAAAUAAUAAUAACGUAAACUACAAACUACGCAAAUUACGAACAUAAAAUUGCAGUGAAACAAACUAUGAACAUAAAACAACGAUGGAACAUAAACUAUGUGCAAAUAAUUGCAAUAAAAAUGUAAACUACAAACAUAAAACAGCAAAGAAACGCAAACUACGAACAUAAAAUAGCGAUGGAACAUAAACUACGUACAAGGAUUUGCAACAAAACGCAAACUACGAAAUAAAACAGUGGAACAAACUAUAUAAAAAAUUGCAACAAAACGCAAGCUACAAACAGAACACAGCAAAGAAAUGCAAACUACGAA